UACCUUACUGUGUCUAAUAGGUGCUGGCACUCUAUUUUCCUACAUAUAUAAGGUAUCCCCUUAUACCUUAUUGCUGCAUAGAAGUGCAGUUACACUCUUUUCCUGCACUCCCUCUUUGUAUAUUCUUGCUGCCUAUAAGUGCUGUCACUCUCUUUUCCUACACACUAUCUCUCUGUAUCUUAUUGCAGUCUAUAGGCGCAUUUACACUCUUUUCCUGGAUCCUCUCUCUGUAUCUUACUGUUGUCUGUAGGUUAAGUUACACUGAGUUCUUGCUGCACUCCAGCUCUCACAGUCUACAUAUUGUGAUGAUAGUGUUGCUGUUGCGGGAUUUGAGUCAUGAGGUAGGAUUGAUCCCAGAAUACACUGUGGGCUGGAGUUGAGUUUGAGCUGACAGCAGCAGCUGGAAAUGGCUGAAGUAGGCAGCAGCCUCCUGGAGCAGCUCAAAUCCUGUGUCGCCUGGAGCUGGACUUACUUGUGGACGCUGUGGUUUUUUCUGAUGCUUUUCCUGGUUUACAUUCUACGGGUUCCUCUGAAAAUCAACGACAAUCUGAGUACAGUGAGUAUGUUUUUGAAUACAUUAACCCCCAAAUUCUACGUUGCUCUGACAGGCACAUCAUCUUUGAUCUCCGGGCUUAUUCUUAUAUUUGAGUGGUGGUAUUUUCGAAAGUAUGGAACAUCAUUUAUUGAGCAGGUAUCAGUCAGCCACUUACGACCCUUGCUUGGUGGGGUGGACAACACUGCCCCCAGUAACUCCACCUCCAAUAAUGGAGAGACUGAUUCCAACAGACAAAGUGUAUCAGAAUGUAAGGUGUGGCGGAAUCCGCUCAAUUUAUUUAGAGGAGCAGAAUACAAUCGGUAUACAUGGGUAACGGGAAGGGAGCCUCUGACAUAUUAUGACAUGAAUCUUUCUGCACAAGAUCAUCAGACUUUCUUCACUUGUGAGACUGACCACUUACGGCCUGCAGACGCUAUAAUGCAGAAAGCUUGGAGAGAGAGGAACCCACAAGCAAGAAUUUCAGCAGCACAUGAAGCCUUAGAGUUAAAUGAGGUAUUUUACCAUUGGCGUCCGCUGCUAGAGCCGCUGCAAGCAAAGAGAAGGACCCAAAAUGGAAUAAACUUCACAAUGUGUGCCACUGCCUAUAUUCUUUUGGCUGAAGAAGAAGCCACUACUAUUGUGGAAGCAGAACGACUUUUUAAACAGGCACUGAAAGCAGGGGAGGUUUGUUAUAGGCGUAGCCAACAACUGCAACACCAUGGAGCUCAGUAUGAAGCACAGCACAGGAGGGACACAAACGUGUUAGUUUACAUUAAGAGAAGAUUGGCAAUGUGUUCAAGAAAACUGGGAAGGACAAGAGAAGCAGUAAAAAUGAUGCGGGAUCUUAUGAAGGAGUUUCCCCUUCUCAGUAUGUUCAACAUCCAUGAAAAUUUACUGGAGGCACUUUUAGAGCUACAGGCCUAUGCUGACGUGCAAGCUGUUUUAGCCAAAUAUGACGACAUUAGCUUACCAAAGUCAGCAACAAUAUGUUACACGGCGGCACUACUUAAAGCAAGAGCAGUCUCUGACAAGUUUUCACCAGAGGCUGCCUCAAGGCGAGGGCUGAGUACUGCAGAGAUGAAUGCUGUCGAAGCAAUACACAGGGCAGUAGAGUUUAACCCACAUGUACCUAAGUAUUUAUUAGAAAUGAAAAGUUUAAUACUUCCACCAGAACAUAUUUUGAAGAGAGGAGACAGUGAAGCAAUAGCAUAUGCAUUUUUCCAUCUUCAACACUGGAAACGGGUAGAAGGAGCUCUCAACCUAUUACAUUGUACCUGGGAGGGAACUUUUCGAAUGAUCCCAUAUCCCCUGGAAAAAGGUCAUCUUUUUUAUCCAUAUCCAAUUUGCACAGAGACCGCAGACAGAGAGUUGCUGCCAUCGUUUCAUGAAGUUUCAGUGUAUCCCAAGAAGGAGCUUCCAUUCUUCAUCCUCUUCACAGCCGGCCUGUGCUCUUUCACUGCCAUGUUGGCUCUUCUCACACAUCAGUUUCCAGAACUCAUGGGAGUCUUUGCAAAAGCCAUUUUUACAGCACCCCACCAGCAGGAUUGCAGGCGGGCUCUACAAAACUCUGAGAACAAUUUGUACACUGCCCGCCUAGCGCCAUCCUCACUAGGAGAAAACAGGUGCCAGACAAACUGCAGGCGGAAGUACUCAUCAUCGCUGAACACCAUCUUUGAAAUGCAGUUGUACCGACAGACAGAUACUCAGCCCAGGGCUGCCCUGCACAGUUUAUGACAUUUGUCCUGAACAUGACCGAUAAGAGGAAAUUGGCACCCACUUUGUGGACAGUCCACAGGGAGGAUGGGGUGAUGCAGAGAAGAGUGUCCUCUUCCCACUGGACCCAUCACUGAAGGCCAUACCAACAGACCAAGCCUGGUACGAGGUCCCACAUGGGUCAAUGCAAUCCCAACCAUUUGGAGAACUGCCCAGGGUUGCAGGAAGAAGCUCAGUGAUAUUCUUCCCAGGGUAAGUGCCACCAUCUUCUCUCUGCUCCUUUGUAUUUACUCUUUCUCCGUGAUCCCGUCAAGCCCCGUGCUCUGCCACUUUGACUAUUUCAUGCAACAUCUUCGUCCACUCGCGCUCACCCACCUCAUUCCCCCUGCAUGUUACUAAACUGGAUGGUGUCUAUACUGUCGUCUUACUCACUCAGGGCACCUCACCAGCUCUCCCCCUCCUGCACCAGUACUAACAGCUGGGCCAAACUCACUCAAUCCCUCCCUUUUCGUAUUCAAGGUUAAAACAGCCUAUUAGAGAACCUAUUACAGUGGCGAGCCUGACGUGUGUCUCCUCAACCCCCAUAAGGAGACAAUCCUGGCCCUCGCCAGGGAAGAUUAGGACAGCUCCUGUGGGGAUGUGGAAACCACCAUGUGGCAGCAGUGAAGUAAGAUGUGUUGUUCAUUGUCAUGCGACCUUCCCAUUGCCCCCACUAUGCCUUUCAUAUUAACAUACUAUAAUGUC
Messenger RNA from Chiloscyllium plagiosum (whitespotted bambooshark), 2992 nucleotides. The record is from RefSeq and is a predicted model, not a curated record. NCBI's taxonomy places the organism in Eukaryota, Metazoa, Chordata, Chondrichthyes, Orectolobiformes, Hemiscylliidae.